AUGAGCGGAAGAGAUUUUCAUUUUUAUAGAAGAAGAGACAAAUAUCCUAAAUAAGACUCUUUUAUUGAGCAAUAAUCAACUCCUAAUUUUAUUGAAGAUGGUUCUUUUGUAGGAUCAUUAGAAAGAAAAAUUCAACAUUAAAAUUAAACCAUUAAUAAUCUAAUUAAAGCAUUUGAAGAUUCAAGAUUGGAAUAAUAAAGAUAGAUCUAAUAUUUAGAAAGAUUAAAAAAAGCAGAAGAACAAAAAUAUAGUAUCUAAAUAUUAGAAGAACUUAAAACCUUAAAAUAAAAGAUCAAAAAGAUUGAACAAAGUCCACCUAUUUUAUAAUCUACACCUUAAAUAUAUCAAUAACCUUUUUUCCCUCCUUUACCUGCUUAAUUUUAAUAGCCUUAUUCAUCUUAAUAAUAUAAUUAUUCUUAAGUUCCAUAUUUAUAGAAUCCAUUUCAUUAACAAAGCCAACCUAUUCAACCUUAAUAAUUUUUAAAUAAUCAAUAAUAACUUAGACCCAAAAGACCAAAAGAAAUGGAUACAUUACAUAAAUUUUUGUUGAAAAUGUUACAUGAGAAAGAAUAAUAAAAAAAUAAGUAAAAGAAACCAAAAGAUAAUUCAGAUAUUAGAUAUGUGACUGAUAUUGAAUCAUCUUAAAAUUACUCUUCCAAUAGAUAGACAUAAUAAACACCUUUAAUAAAAUCUAGAUCAUAGAGAAGAUCUUAAAAGCAAAAAUAAGAUAAUAUUAGAUAAGGUCUUUCAGAAAAUUCUUAAUAUAUAAUUCGAAAACAAUCUUAAUUAUCAUAAUAAUAAUCAUUAGGAGCAGGUUCAUAAAAACCAUCUUCAAAAAAAUUAGUAUUAACUUAAUAAAGAUUAAAAUAACUUAUGAGAAAAUUCAAAGGAGUAGUUAGAUAUUUAGGGUUAGCAUUGACUUAUUUAAAAUUUUGUAAAAAGAUUUGGAAUAAUAAGUUAACAUCAUUUAAGGAAUAUUCUUAGGAGUAGAUAGGAUCUUAUGAUUCUUAGUUUGUAAAAAUAAUGAUAUAUCCAUUUAUAGAAUUAUCUGUCAAUCAUAUCAUAAUUUUAUAGAGAAUGCACACUUAAGAAAUAAAUGGAUAAAUCAUGGAUCUUUACUUAAACAAUAGAUAUUCAAGCUAGAUGUCAAACUAUGCUAAGUGUAUUGGAGAUAUUCUUUAGAUAUUUGAUAGUUUAACCUUUAGAUUUUACUAAAGAACAUAUAGAAUUUAUGAGAAAAUUUUCACUUCCUAAAGGAUAUUUAUUAAUUGGGCAUAGUAAAUAUGUUACUAGUAGAAUAAAUUUAAGACCAAAUAAUACAAUAAAGUAAAUUUUAAAUUAAAUUUAAGUAUUGAAACACCUGAGUAAUCUUAAAUGUUACUUAUGGAAUAUUCUUUUAUUUAAAUAUUAUUACCAUAGAUUGUUGAAGCUGAUUUUUGGAAAAAGUUAGUAAAUUAUAAAGAAGCCUUAAAAGUUUUUGUCUCAGUUCUUCAUUAUUUAUUUAUAGAUAAAUUUUACAACAUACCUCUUAAUAAAUAAUAAUUACCUUUUAAUGUACAUUUAUAAAAUACUAUUUAAGAAAGAUUAUGUUCCUUUUUUUGAUUUUACAAGAAAUCCAGUUGAAGGAUUUUACUAAUUAAUUGAUUCAAAUCAUCCUUCAUAUGUUGAAUCUAAAGAAGAAGUGAUUUUAGGAUUGUAUACUAAGGCUCAAUUGCAUCCUCUAAUAUUACAUGUUGGAUUUAAGAAGGUCUAAGAAAAUUUUAAGUAAUAUUGUGAUUUAAUUUAUUCUUUAAUAAAAUGA
Paramecium primaurelia is the source of this 1801-nucleotide messenger RNA. NCBI's taxonomy places the organism in Eukaryota, Ciliophora, Oligohymenophorea, Peniculida, Parameciidae. The record is from the annotation of a GenBank genome assembly.